AUGGAGAUGUUACUGCACAAGGCUUGCGAUACAUGCCGGGCCCGGAAGGCCCGAUGUAAGACGAGUGGCGCCGAUGCUUGCGAAUUCUGUCUCGUGAGUAGAUCAGCUAUUCAAUUUCCUGGUAUUUUGAAGAAUGACGAAUAUGACGUACAGUCGCGCAACAGUCCGUGUAGCUUUAGCUACGUCAAACAACCCAGAAAGCGCAAGCUGAGCCAGCCAGGGGAGCUGCCAGUAAGGUCUGGGACUAUCCCAGAGAGGCAUGAGGCUUUUGACUCCCAACAAGUUAACCGCAGCGGCACGUUGUCUAUAUUGUAUAUCGACACUUUGCUUGCCGAUAGGCAGGCCUCGCGCAUUCGUAGAGGUGUCAAUCAUCCUGAUCAAUUGAUGGCGUUAUGUGGCCCAAACCCCAACAUAUCCUUUUUCCCGGAAAAGAGAGUUCGUUUGAUCAGUCAAAGACUUGGCAACCAUCGACUCGAGCAUCUGCUCGAAGAGAUCCGAGAGCUUGUAGCAUCCAGAGUAAGGCUUGCUGCUUCUAUUCCAGGAUCUAAGGCGUUUCAAGGACGCCAGUCAGAGCCGGCUCAGCAAGUUCUACCUCAUGAGUCGUUUAAGGCGCAUAUCCUUGUGUAUUUUGAAAUGGUCCACCCUUUGUACCCUUUCCUUUGUGCUAAGACCUUCCAACGCCAAGCGUCAGCUCCAAAUCUAUUGAAUCUUCUGGCCACAGACAGAGCCUGGGCCGCACUUUACUACGCCGUCGUAGCCAUUGGCUGCCAAUACAAUGAAGGUGGCAGUUUUGAAGCCGGCGUCGGUGAGGCGUGGACAUACUUUGAACGCUCAUUAUCACACUUUCAGGACAUUAUCUUCUGUCGUGGAUCGCUCACGGCGGUGCAGGCGCUUAUGGCAAUGGCGAUCUUUUCCUCGACCCCAUCAGCUUUCCAAUUCGAGCCUCUUAUGCUGUCGGAGGCUGCAAUCAUGGCACAGGGACUGGGCUAUAAUAGAUCUAAUAGCCUCAGUGAAGAGUCACACCGGCGAACGUUUUGGGUACUGUAUUUCAUGGAGAAGGUCUCCUGCUUCAUGACAGGCAAAGUUUCAGUCUUGCACGACUCAAAUAUCAGCUGCGCUAUCCCAGACGUGAAAGUGUCGACUUUUUAUGACUAUGAUUGGUUUUUCAGUUUCUUGCAAUAUGGUCGUCUGGUGUCAAAGAUUCAUAGCGACCUUUUCACUAUAAGCUCGACCAAUCAGCCGGUUGUAGACUACAGUGCAAAAGUACAGGUUCUGCUCCAGCAGUUGGAAGCGUGGCGUUUGUCUAGUCCCAUGAGGUUUCGUGCUGGAGAACAACUCAAGCCACGCUUGCUACGCGAACCACUUGCACAGACAGUUGCGCUCAUGACACAUUAUCUGUACCUAAAUGCAUUGCUUACCCUCUCGUGGAAACUUCUACAUUCCAGUGCCGCUCGAUUGCGAACUAAUCAACAGUUGGAGUUGAAGCGUGAGCUGAUGCGUACAGCCCGAUCUGUUUUGGAGUUAACUAAAUACAUCGACGUGGCUCCUUCGACGCCAAUCUGGAUCCUAGGUGUGAUGCCGCUCUCGUGCCUCCUGAUUCUUUUUGACUUGGUAGUCCAUAACCCCGAACAUCCCGAAACAGGCAUUAGCCUUGCUCUCCUUGACAUUGCGGGUGGACACUUCAGCCGUUUAGAAUUUGCAAGUAAGGGGACUUUGCCUGGCUCAUUGAUAGCGGAGUUCGCACACCUCGCACGGCAGUAUGUGACCGAGAAACGACAAGAAAAGAAUAAAUGCAAAACUCCCGACCCAAGCACCAAUGAACCAGGCCCCAGCAUUCAACCUGCUGUUACGGAGACAACGGGGACCACGCAAUCUGUUGUCAUAUUCCCCGGCGCCGAGGCGGAGAACUAUAACCAGAUGGCCGACUCGCUCCCAGCAUUGUCUCAGGAACCAUUGGCGCCCGGUCCCAGUACGACACCACUAUGGACCCCAAACACACUUCAUAAAGCCGAUGAGCUAUUUCUUCCUCUUAUUGAUGAUCCGAGUUACCACAUCGAUGGGUUGGAGCUGCUUGGGAUCGACUUGAAGGAUUUAUUCGACCACCCGUAUCCGAUCUUGGAUGGCGUUGGCUUAUAG
Penicillium longicatenatum is the source of this 2136-nucleotide messenger RNA. Its product is annotated as fungal specific transcription factor domain-containing protein. The transcript is spliced from 9 exons. The record is from RefSeq and is a predicted model, not a curated record. Gene Ontology annotation, molecular function: DNA-binding transcription factor activity, RNA polymerase II-specific; DNA binding; zinc ion binding. NCBI's taxonomy places the organism in Eukaryota, Fungi, Ascomycota, Eurotiomycetes, Eurotiales, Aspergillaceae. Gene Ontology annotation, biological process: DNA-templated transcription; regulation of DNA-templated transcription. Bases 1 to 2136 code for a protein of 711 amino acids.